AUGUCUGAACUAACCAUUUUAGUUCCUCUGUGCCCCCCUCAUGGGUGCCAACUGUGCCUUCCAAUCCCCCGUGACUAUGCGGACCACGCGGGAUUGGUCAAACAUCUGAAGCACGUGCACAGCACCACUCUUUGUUUUGAGUGCCGUGCUUGCGGCUAUACCCACGACAAGUUGAAGAUCAUGAAGGCACAUCAACUCAAAUCGGACAGCUGCCGCACCAGGAUCGAGGCUUUGUCCCCCCCCCCGCCUCCAUUGCCUGCAGACCGAAAGAAGGUCUGCAUACCUACAAGGCCGAGGAAACCUUACGUUCGAAGAAAACAACGACCCUCUCAGGACACCUCUCCCGGCAGCAACGCAUCACAGGACAGCAUCGAAGCCGACACCCCCUCGCCGCCAUUGCCUGCCAGUAGGCGCCGCUGCACCACCAGGAGGUCUCGCCCAUUGCCUGCCCACGUCGCAGAGAACAACAGUCCACCCUCAUCCCUCUCAUCGCCAUCAUCGACGCCUCCUCGCUCGCAACCACGAUGGAGUAGGACCACACGACCAAUCCAGGCAAUUCUUGAAGAAAGCCAAUCCACCGAGACAGCUGACAACGUAGAGACGGCUCCAAUAUCAGCGCCCGUUCCUGCCAGCUCACAGUCGCCCACAUAUGCCCAGGUGCUGCAGUCCAGCCCACCAUCUACUACUGCAACUCCUAGUCACCAUACAAACGAAAACCGUCAGUCGCCACAACACCCGUCAUCCACCAGGGAGGAACAUCUCUCUCCGUCUGGAAGAGAUCAGGUAAGAGUUUUAUCUCCCCCAUCCUCCCCCACGUGUGCUCCUGCGCCCACGCAGGAAAGUCAUCGGCACGACGCCACUACCGACAGCACCUCCCCCCCAUCUUGGGUAACAGCUUGGAUCUCCCGAUUCGACGCCGCCAUCGAUGAGGACAUUUUGGAGGGCGUCUUAAAAGACUUUGUGGAACUUGCACACCAGAUAUGCAACAUCCGCACACCGCAGCCUCAACAGCAGCAUCCUCGCCACCGUCGCAGUUCGUCUGAACAGCACCACAACUCUCAACUUGAGGCAAGUAUGAUACAACGGUUGUACAGGGCCAACCGAAAACGUGCCUACGACCAGAUCCUUGGGGGCCCCCCCGCUUCUGCAAUAUUGAUCCUGUAA
Centruroides sculpturatus (bark scorpion) is the source of this 1164-nucleotide messenger RNA. RefSeq names its product flocculation protein FLO11-like. The record is from RefSeq and is a predicted model, not a curated record. Lineage: Eukaryota; Metazoa; Arthropoda; Arachnida; Scorpiones; Buthidae. The transcript has a single exon. The coding region runs from base 1 to 1164 and encodes 387 amino acids.